UGAAAUAAAACAAUCGAAUGUCAAGGGCACUAGUGUAUCGAUUUGAAAGUUUGUAAAAUAAGAUCAAUCAACGUUGGAGAAAUACUAGUUGCGUUACGUAAAUAUCUUUCAAUAAUUUGUUAAUAUACUCCUUAUAUUUACCAUUGUUACUGUUGCUUAGUGUUUAAAAAUGUCGCAAGCCGGACGUGUGAUAGUGUUUGGAGGCCGGGGUGCUCUCGGGGCUAAAUGUGUGUCUCAUUUCAAAGCAAAUAAAUAUUGGGUAGGGUGCAUAGACCUAGCCGAGAAUGCUGAAGCAGACUGCAAUAUAAUUGUAAACAAGGAAGAAAGCUUCCAGCAACAGGAGACUUCAAUUUUGUCAUCAGUGAAAACUGUAUUAGAUGGAUCUAAAGUUGACGGAAUUUUCUGUGUUGCUGGAGGUUGGGCAGGAGGAAAUGCUAAGAAAGACUUAGCAAAAACCUCAGACCUAAUGUGGCAGCAAAGUGUCUGCAGUUCUCUAAUAACAGCUGCUAUUGCUGCACAUCACCUGAAAGAAGGAGGAAUUGUUCAACUGACAGGUGCCAAAGCCGCUCUUGAUGCAACACCAGGAAUGAUUGGAUAUGGCUUGGGAAAGGCCGCAGUACAUCAACUGACAAAAUCUCUUGCUCAAAAAGAAAGUGGUCUUCCAGAAGGCGCUUCCGUAGUCGCUAUUUUACCUGUAACUUUGGAUACACCCAUGAAUAGAAAAUGGAUGCCAAAAGCCGACUUUUCCUCCUGGACUCCACUCGAAUUCAUUGCAGAAUUGUUCCUGAAAUGGGCUUCUGGAGAUGGCAGGCCCCAAAGUGGAAGCCUUCUUCAACUGGUUACUAACAACUUUAACACUGAAUUAAUUCCAGCAUAAAAUGGUAGUAUCCAAACGUUUCUCUCUAAAGGAUUUGAUGGACCAAUCUCACUACUUUGUGUUUGUUUCAGAAACAAUUGUUUUUUAAAUUGCUUUGGAAAAUGUUUUUUUAAAUAAUUUAUAAAUUUUAUAUUUCAGUUAAAUAAAGUGUA
This is a messenger RNA of Anoplophora glabripennis (Asian longhorned beetle), 1029 nucleotides long. RefSeq names its product dihydropteridine reductase. Gene Ontology annotation, biological process: L-phenylalanine catabolic process; tetrahydrobiopterin biosynthetic process. The transcript is spliced from 6 exons. The record is from RefSeq and is a predicted model, not a curated record. Lineage: Eukaryota; Metazoa; Arthropoda; Insecta; Coleoptera; Cerambycidae. Gene Ontology annotation, molecular function: NADH binding; 6,7-dihydropteridine reductase activity; NADPH binding. The coding region runs from base 170 to 877 and encodes 235 amino acids. Gene Ontology annotation, cellular component: cytoplasm.